Anopheles stephensi (Asian malaria mosquito) is the source of this 1747-nucleotide messenger RNA. RefSeq names its product ER membrane protein complex subunit 3 (gene EMC3). The coding region runs from base 617 to 1414 and encodes 265 amino acids. Gene Ontology annotation, biological process: protein folding in endoplasmic reticulum. The record is from RefSeq and is a predicted model, not a curated record. The transcript is spliced from 2 exons. Lineage: Eukaryota; Metazoa; Arthropoda; Insecta; Diptera; Culicidae. Gene Ontology annotation, cellular component: membrane; EMC complex.
GGUGUCAACAAACAUCUAUACAGAAUACCAACAAAAAGUGACCACAAGAACGACAAAAGAUACAACAGUACAAUUAUAAUCAGAAAAAAGGACAUAUGGCCUUUAGAUGCCAGUCCAUACUCAUUGAGGAUCGUGUAUCACAAUCGCGGAGUAGUGCGGAAGGGCCCAGGAAGCUGGACUUCCUCACCGAACCGUGAUAUAUCCUCACAAAGAGAAGAAGAAGAAGAAGAAGAAGAAGAAGACAUUUUUUAACCUGAAAUAACAGUACCCUGGUCAUCGAAGGGAAGGGUAUUGAGAAGAGUGAUGGAAGCGUCGGAGGAGGCGCCGGUGGAGGUAGCGCUAGCGAUUUUUUGACGAAAAAUGCAAUUAAAUAUCUUCUAUCCUAUGUGGGUUGCUCCAUACCAUAUGUUUUUGUAAACAAACUCUGACAUAUCUCGACUAAAAUGGUGGUCUGUCAAAUCGACAAAAAAUCCCUUCUAAAUACCUUGAUCCUAUAUAAACUUUGGUUUCUGUCAAUCGACAAAAGUUGGCACAGAGUGGUGUAAAAUUGUAUGUUUUCCGUCGCCUGCUUUUCAGUGUACCAAUUUUUGUGCGAAAAAGAGGCCUCUUCUGCACGAUGGCCGAGCUGCUGAUUGAUCCGAACAUACGCGGUUGGGUGUUUCUGCCCAUUGUUGUAAUCACCUUUCUGGUGGGAAUCAUCCGGCACUACUUUUCCAUUCUGAUAUCGUCCCAGAAGAAGGCGGAACUUACCCAGAUUCAGGACAGCCAGGCGAUGAUCCGUGCCCGGUUACUGCGCGAGAAUGGCAAAUACCUCACGCAGCAAUCGUUCGCCAUGCGUAGACACUACUUCAACAACGAGGAUACGGGCUACUUCAAGACACAGAAACGGGCACCACCGAGCCCGAAUUCGACCGCGAUGCUGUCGGAUCUGGUGAAGGGGAACUUUAUCAACGUGCUACCCAUGAUUGUGAUCGGCGGAUGGAUUAAUUGGAUGUUUUCCGGCUUUGUCACGACGAAGGUUCCAUUUCCGCUGACACUACGCUUCAAGCCGAUGUUGCAGCGAGGCAUCGAGCUGGCGUCGCUUGAUGCUGCCUGGGUGUCGUCCGCAUCGUGGUACUUCCUGAACGUUUUCGGUCUGCGAAGCAUCUACACGCUCGUGUUGGGUGAAAAUAAUGCUGCUCAGCAAUCCAUGCAGGAUCAGAUGUCCGGUGCCGCCGUAGCCAUGCCACAGGACCCGAAGGCCGCGUUCAAGGCGGAAUGGGAGGCGCUGCAGAUAACUGAGUAUCAGAACGUGCUAGCCAACAUCGAGAAUGAGCUGCUGGCCAGUAGCGGCCUGGCGGGUGAUCACUCUAGCCAAAGUACACCAUUCCUACAGUCUAGUCGUGGCGAGGACGGAUCGUUGCUUCGGAAUUGAUACGUUAGAGCAGGUCUGUAGCAAAUAGAUUACUUAGACUGGUUGUUUUAGAUCGAGACGAGUCGGUAAAGAGGCAAAGAUCAUAGAAAAGCGUUCGCACGCCCCAGAGAUUACCUUAUAAAAUGAUGCAUAAAGGUACGAGGAGGCGCAUUCUAGCGAAGACCACAGUGCACAUAGCGUGGCAUUGGUAUUGUACACCGCAACGAGUUGGUAGUUAAAUGAAUUAUUUAAAUCAUCUUGCGCAAACAUCUUUGUCCAAUGGUAACUGUGUUGUUAAUACAAUGCAAACGGUGGAAGAAGCAUGGAAAUAAAAUCGGAAAAGGAAUAUUCGCA